CUUUUCCUUAGAUGGCUUAACACUUCUCGGCUGGUCACCGUCAUGAAGAUCAAUCCUCACGACAACUCCAGUAUGCUUUGUCCGCUAUUCUGCGCCCUUUAGAUGUGUUGGCGCACUUUGUUGUCAGUUCUUCUUCCUGACCAAGUGGAGCGUAUUUUUGCCAUCGUUAAUGAUGUUCGUACCUUAGUUUUACAUAUUGGUAGUGUUGCUAAAGAAGCAUGUAGUAAUCUGGCCCUGGGGGCGGUGAACCCCUCUUUUACUUCUUCGCCCUUGUCUGGGGAUUGUGACUAUACCAUGGGUAAAGAUCAAUUUAAAGAAGUAGUGUCCACCAACACGACUCUCCAAGAACCACUCAGAGAUGCCCGACCUCUUCGUCGUCAAAAUAAUAGUUGG
This is a messenger RNA of Zychaea mexicana, 393 nucleotides long. RefSeq lists its product as uncharacterized. The annotation marks the transcript as partial. The record is from RefSeq and is a predicted model, not a curated record. The transcript has a single exon. NCBI's taxonomy places the organism in Eukaryota, Fungi, Mucoromycota, Mucoromycetes, Mucorales, Lichtheimiaceae.